UUAUCUGGAGUCGCAGUGUUGUUUUUCCUCAUUCAGGUGUGUGUGUGUGUGUUUAACGAGACACAAUGCGGCUGUGCGCUCUGUCUUUUCUCUGCAUGCUGCUGGGUUUAUUUAUAGUUAAAUCAGUAAAUGGUUACUAUGGACAAAGGCACUUCCAGUGCUACUACACUCGUGAUCUGAACACCAUCGAAUUCAUUCACUCUUGGUACUUCAACAAGUUUGAAUACCUGAGGUACAACAGCACGACAGAUAAAUACACUGGAUACACGGAUUAUGGAGUGAUACAGGCAGCUGCAUUGAAUCAAGACCCCAAAAACAGUCUCUACUCUACUGUGUACACAUUCUGCAAAGAUCGCAGUGAUAAAUACGCUACAAACAUACUGAAGAGAGUGAAGCCCGAGGUCACAGUGAGGUCACUGAGAUCUGCGUCUGACAAUCUCCCAGCCGUGUUAAUGUGCACUGUGUACGAUUAUCACCCAAAAGGAGUCAAAGUGUCAUGGCUGAGAGACGGCAAGGUUGUGAAUGAAGGUGUUUCCUCCACAGAUGAGCUUUCAGAUGGAGACUGGUACUAUCAGAUCCACACUUAUCUAGAGUACGUACCGAGACCUGGAGAGAACAUCUCCUGCAUGGUGGAGCACGAGAGCUUAACACAACCACACAUACACACCUGGGAGCCUCCACUUCCUGUGGCUGAGAGGAACAAGCUGAUUAUAGGCAUUUUUCUCCUGGUGCUGGGAAUCUUUUUGGCUGUCGCUGGAUUUCUUUAUUACAUGCUGAGAGCCAAAGAAUGUCCUUUGGAAAAAACGUCACAGUCUAUAUCUUUAGAACGCACUGUUUCAGAGACGAGUUCAGAAGCUUCAAAUCCAUAACUGCAAUGGUGGUUGUUAUUAUUAUUAUUUUUUAAUUCUCAAAUUGUUAACUAGCAACGCUUUCAAUGUCUCCAGUGACGUUCAUCCAAACUCUAAUGCAAAUAAUAAAAUCAGAGAACAGGGGUUAGCAUGUUUGCCUCGCACCUCUGGGGUUGGGGUUCGAAUCCUGCCUAUGCACGGAGUUUGCAUGUUCUCCCCAUGCUUUGGGGGUUUCCUCGGGGUACUGUGGUUUCCUCCCCCAAGUCCAAAGACACGUGUUGUAGGCUGAUUGGCUGAAUUUCCAAAUUGUCUGUGGAGUGUGUGUUUGUGCCGUGUGAUUGUGGCAUCCUGGAUGUAAACCAGAGAACAAUAACAGAAAUAAAAGUAUGAAUAAUGUAAGAAUAAAAUGUUAAAUAAUUACUGUGUAUCCUCUCUGAUUCUGAUCAUGUAUUUCAUCACAUUUGCUUAUAAUAUACUAAUGCUAAUUAUAUCUGUCACAUUAUAAGAAAAAUCUUUUGAUUAAUGAA
Pangasianodon hypophthalmus (striped catfish) is the source of this 1375-nucleotide messenger RNA. Its product is annotated as class II histocompatibility antigen, B-L beta chain. NCBI's taxonomy places the organism in Eukaryota, Metazoa, Chordata, Actinopteri, Siluriformes, Pangasiidae. Gene Ontology annotation, cellular component: membrane; MHC class II protein complex. The record is from RefSeq and is a predicted model, not a curated record. The transcript has 6 exons. Gene Ontology annotation, biological process: antigen processing and presentation of exogenous peptide antigen via MHC class II; immunoglobulin production involved in immunoglobulin-mediated immune response; peptide antigen assembly with MHC class II protein complex. Gene Ontology annotation, molecular function: MHC class II protein complex binding. The coding region runs from base 66 to 869 and encodes 267 amino acids.